Molecule: messenger RNA, 5432 nt
Organism: Dermacentor albipictus
Lineage: Eukaryota; Metazoa; Arthropoda; Arachnida; Ixodida; Ixodidae
Gene: YME1L
Product: ATP-dependent zinc metalloprotease YME1L
Biological process (GO): mitochondrion organization; protein quality control for misfolded or incompletely synthesized proteins
Cellular component (GO): mitochondrial inner membrane
Molecular function (GO): ATP binding; ATP hydrolysis activity; metalloendopeptidase activity
Source: RefSeq, a predicted model, not a curated record
GCCUAGCAAGGCGUCUAGGCUCUUAAGAUGGCGCUGCAGUCAUUAAAUGCCGGUAUUCGGGUCGCCUCCAGAUGAAACCGCACGAUUUUGCCAAAUUUUGCUUAGCCUACUGUUAUUUAUUAAGGUGUAUUGUAUAAGGGAUCGUACGUAGCGCCUCUUUGACCGAAACGUGGAACAAGCACCCGCAAUGCUUUCCAUGUGCCACGCUGUAGGCCUGCAAGGUCAGGUCCUGUUCCCGCUGAGCCAUGUUGCAUCGUUGGUUGCAAACAAAAACACGGGCCGUACCAACCGCAGUGCCAAAAAUUGCCAGCGGCAUGGGAAGCAAGACCCUCAGAGUGACGUCUUGUGCUCUGAAAGCUUUUGCAAUGUUCUCUCCUGGCUUUCCAAGUCUAGUUUGCAGGAUCUUGCAAGACUCUCCUUGACAGAAAUACAGUUCAAACAUCUAGCACUCUCAAGUAUUGGAACUAGACGUGGGCAACACAGGCCUUCCUGGCAUGUUUCUGGGUGUUCUGCAGACACAUUUUUUGAGAACAAGAAUGGCUUCACGAGACAGCAGCUCAGGAGGAGUGUUCCUGUGCUGUCUUGUCUUUUCUUGGGCACAGGCACCUCUUUGUACAGAUUCGCAUCAUUGCUGGAAGCGAGGCCGUUGUACACACCUUACCAAAUUCGAGGAUUCAAGACGAGGAGUAGGCAAGUAGGGGAUGUCCAUUCGGCUCUUGUGAUGAAGGCUCCAGACUUGAAUGAGCGGUUUUUGGCCCUCAAAACAAGAAAGGACAAGGACAAGCAGAAAGUUCACUCAGAAGCUGAGCACAAUGAGCGUCUGAAGACGCUUCUGUCCGAUGAAAACCUGACCCAGGAGGAGCAACAGAGACUUAGGGUUGCCUUUGCUGAGGGCUAUAUGGCGUGCGACCCCAAGGCCCGCACAAGCACCAAGCUCCGAGUGUUCAACAUCUUCCGUGACCUGUUGGGCAUCAUCUUGAUCCUGGCAAUCCUUUUUUCCUUCAUGGGUGAGCUCUCUGGGGGUCCUUUUAGGAGAGUUUUGAUUGGCACAACGAAUGAAGUGAUGCCCGAGGACAUAGACGUCACUUUUGAUGACGUCAAGGGGGUUGACGAGGCCAAGCAAGAACUGCAAGAAAUAGUGGAAUUCCUCAGGAACCCAGAGAAGUUUUCCUCUCUAGGGGGCAAGCUGCCGAAAGGUGUGCUGCUGGUGGGUCCUCCGGGCACUGGCAAGACUCUGUUGGCUCGAGCUGUAGCUGGUGAGGCGAAUGUGCCCUUCUUCCAUGCGGCGGGCCCUGAAUUCGACGAAAUCUUGGUUGGCCAGGGCGCACGGAGGGUCAGGGAUCUAUUCAGUACAGCGAAGAUGCGAGCCCCUUGCGUGGUGUUCAUUGACGAAAUAGACUCAGUGGGAGCCAAGAGAACCAACUCUGUGCUGCAUCCAUAUGCAAAUCAGACGAUCAACCAGUUGUUGACUGAAAUGGAUGGUUUCAGGCAAAAUGAAGGAGUGAUCGUCCUUGGUGCUACCAACCGUAGGGAUGACCUUGACAAGGCACUGCUGCGACCUGGCCGCUUUGAUGUCGAAGUCCAGGUACCUGUGCCAGACCUGGCGGGUCGCAAGGAGAUUCUGCAGCUCUACCUCGGCAAGGUCAAGGUUGCUUCGGAUGUGUCACUCGACGUUCUUGCACGUGGCACAACAGGCUUCACUGGCGCUGACCUGGAGAAUGUAGUCAACCAGGCAGCACUGAGAGCAGCCAUUGAUGCGGCGCCAGCUGUAUCCAUGCGCUACUUAGAAAGUGCGCGAGACAAGGUCCUCAUGGGGCCAGAGCGCAAGUCACGCAUCCCCGAUGAGGAGGCCAACCUAAUCACUGCCUACCACGAGGGUGGCCAUGCCUUGGUGGCGCACUACUCCAAGGAGGCCCAUCCGCUGCACAAGGUCACCAUUAUCCCCAGGGGCCCCUCGCUGGGACAUACUGCAUACAUUCCCGAGAAGGAGCACUAUCACGUCACCAAGGCCCAGAUGAUGGCCACUAUGGACACACUCAUGGGAGGCAGGGCAGCCGAGGAACUUGUGUUUGGCUCCGAGAAAAUCACUUCAGGUGCUUCAAGUGACCUGAAGCAGGCAACUGCACUUGCCACCAACAUGGUCAAGGAGUGGGGCAUGUCUGAAAAGGUUGGUGUCAGGACGUUUGAUGAAGAUCACAGCUCCCUGAUAGUUGUUAAUGAGCUAGCACCAAACACAGCCGAAGUUAUCGACUCUGAGAUAAAGCGGCUCCUGCACGAGUCGUACGAAAGGGCCAAGGCAAUCCUGAAGACUCACCAGAAAGAGCACAAGCUGCUGGCAGAGGCACUGCUCAAGUAUGAAACUCUCGAUGCAGAUGAUGUCAAGCAGCUGCUGAGUGGGAAGGACCUGUCUCAGAUUCGCAAAAGCUUUGCAAACCUCUGUUUUGGCGGAUAUCAUAGACGGUGACUUGGUGGACUACACGUGAAACUUUGGCUACAGCUUCAAAGGACAUGCAAGCACUUUGGGAGCUUCUUAUGCUUUAUCCAAAUGGCACGAGCAGCAUAUACGGUGCUUGUAAUAAAGGCGGGGCUAAAAAUCUAUUCCAAGCUGUACUAACUUUCCGCUUAUGAAUUGAAUCAGUAUCACUGUGUCUAGCUCUUCAUUCUUUAUUUAGCUAACAGUUUUAAGCAAUAGCUUGUCACGUUUUCGACUUGGUAAAGUUCCCUGGGCGGUCACUAUCCGAUCGUUUACUUUCCUGAUUGCUCAUGGGCAUGUUCAGUGCGUUGUAAUAGCUUUUAUCAAAUACUUAUUAUAUCACUAGUCACUCUCUUACUGUGUGGACUGUUACAAAACGUUCAGCUUUGAACAUUAGUGUGCAGUCAGAGUAGUUUCCAUUUCCCAUGCUUCAUCAGCACAUUGAUUAAAUUGUGCGCCUGUUCACUUAUUUUUGAUAUGUUGGUAAUAGAGUGGGCAUAAGUUUGCAUGAGAGAUGAGUGGAUGUGUGUAGAUAACGUGCAAGAAACUUCCUGUGUGCCAAGAAGCGGCGCUGCUUCCUUUGUCACCGUACAAUGAGUGGUGCUCACUUGUGCAGGUGUUCUGGGGUUCAAGUCCUUUCCUUGGAGGUUAGGGUUACAAUGCUGGUGGAUGAGUGAAUUUGAGUGAAGAGCCAGCAACACAGGCAGCCGUCUGUAGCAGUGGUCUGUGAACACAGAUUCAUUCCAUUCCUUAAUAUGCCAGUCACAAUUUUAGCAGCCAACUACUGCGUGGGUCUUCACUCCACCGCGCCAUAUUUUGCAGCGAGGCUGGAGCACAGUACGUUGGCAAAAUCCCAGUUGCAUUUCCGACAGCUGAUCGCAUGGAAGCAGGGAGUGGGUAGUAAUGCCGUAUUUGUGUGUUUUCGCUGAGGCAAUGUGCAGUGUGCCGCCUAAAGCGCCAUCUCAUUUCUCUAGAGCAAAUUGCUUCGUGAAAAGGGUCAAUACGAGGUCAUAAAAUGUAACUGCACAGUCUAUCACAUAGGAAGUACAAGCUGUUCUUUGGAAAAGUGAUGCUUGUCUAGGUAUAUUGGGCCUAAACAAAGGCUUGUCAAAUUUUUUCACAACAUAAAAAUUCAUGCACGAAGAGGUUAAUGGCUUUAUGCAGCAACCAGCAGAUUGUAACGAGUAAGCUGCCUUGAGCAGCCUGGCAAUAGUUCUGCCCAAAUACUGCUUCAUCAGUACGAGAUUGGUCCAAGCGAAGCAAACUGAGGGGCUAUGAGGUAGGCAUCGAAGUCUACAACAAAUGGAUUGUGCAAAAAAGAUUAAUUUCCCAACACUGACUGAAGCCAGACAAAAUGUUUGCCGAUACUAGUGUAGAUGGAUGGGAAACACUGCACGAGGCUCGCCUGUCAACACUUGCUCGACUCCAGGGCUCAGUGCAGCUUUCGUGCACAACCUUCUAGCACUUGGGGGACUGAGGCAACAUUUUUUGCAAACAGUGAGAACUUUUGUAGGUAACCGAAAAAGGCUUAGCAAGCAAACUACUACCGAUAGCCUCCUUGACCUCCAGCUGUAAAGCUGCUAACCAGAUUGGGUUGGUUUGACUUUGGCUGAUAUGAAAACAAACCCUGCCAAGUGUGGGCGAAAAUGGAAUUCAAGAAUAUUCAAGCACUUAAUGAAAGGGGUUUCUAGGACCUUUCUGCUGAUAUUGCGAGGUACGGUGCAUGUUGCGAUUGGCCUUCUCAGUCUUGAUGGGGCCGCACCUAUCUGUGCCAAAUGGGACAUGCAGCUCCCCGGAGACAUUCUACUGCUUGUCAUAUUGCGGGUGUAGCAAAUUUUUUUGCCGACUGCCAAUGGUGGCAACAACAUUUUUUUUACAUUGUGUACAGUUUAGACCCCUUUUCUCAGUUACGAGAGGCUGCAGAAAUGGGUGUUUAAUGUUGUGCACUGUGCAGUCUUUUUUUUAUAUACCAACUACUUAACCCUUGCUACAUUGUGAAAGCAUCAUGUAAAAUAUAUUUUUAGGAGAUACCAGGACCACAUGGUACUUACGUUUUCAACGAAAGAAAAAUGUGUGGAAGUAUGUGGAUUUCAUUAGUCAAAGAUGCACAAAAAAAAGAACCAUGCCAAAGGAACACAGUCUGGUGACACUUGUUAAUUUUUAUUUGCUUUGUUUAGAUCUGUUAGUGUUCCAUUACAAAUGAAUGCCUUAAAACAUCAAUGACUUAUGUAACUGUAACAAAGAGGCCAAACAAUCCUUUCUUUCUUAUUUUCAAUUACAGUAAUAGGCUUAAUAUGUUUAUAGUACUUCCCAAAACGUCAUAUACUCCUAUGUACAGGUUAUUUUUUUAACAGCAUUAUUAGGGUAGUAUGUAUACUCUGCAAGCACAUCUAACUUGCAGAAGAUAAAUAACGUGUAAUUAUUAAGUAUAACUGGUUGGUCGUGUUAUAAACUCUUUCAAACAAUAGUAAUUUUCGUCAUUGCAAGUAUGCCAUCUUAGUGUACAGUGAACGUAACUUUCCCACACAGAAAUGCUUUUUCUUGUCUAUGAUUUAUAUUCAAGGCCAAGCUCAUUACUUUUAUGUACAUUAAUCAGAGAGAGGUCUUAUGUACAACUAGCACCCGUGUUAUCUGUUGCUCUGCUUGCCACUUCUCUCCAGUGCUGGUAUCAGCACUCACAGAUGAAAUUCAGGCAAACAAAUGGAGCCAUUAUAAGCAUCGGAAAGACAGCGCCUUCGUUGUCUUCUGCAUGCGCAAAGUUCAAUAGCACUAUUUUUUUUUUUUUUUAAGCACGCAAUGGCCAUCACAUUUGUGAAGGUCACUUUGUCAGAUUCCUUCCGAUUGUCAGGCAAAAUAUAUGAAACAGCUCGACGCAUAUACUCCUCUCUCCACAUGGGCGGUGGUAGAGUUUUAGGGCUGCAGGCAUUGGCUUUGUUUUAUGUACAGUUUGUCUAAAUCU